Messenger RNA from Cherax quadricarinatus, 4006 nucleotides. RefSeq lists its product as uncharacterized. Lineage: Eukaryota; Metazoa; Arthropoda; Malacostraca; Decapoda; Parastacidae. The record is from RefSeq and is a predicted model, not a curated record. Gene Ontology annotation, molecular function: oxidoreductase activity; copper ion binding.
AAAAGAGCUGCCGCCAUGACUUCGACAAUACAGGCUGGUGGGUGGGCUUCCCUGAAGCUUUUCCAGAGUGUUGGAAGCCUGGUACUGUUGCUGCUAACACCAGGUCUGUGUGAUGACUGUGUACGAGAGUGUCAUUAUGGUGAUUACCGCAUCUGCACGUACCAGUUCCACGUACAGGAGUACCACACAUUGAGUCGUGCCUGCUACCAGUGUCCAGACAAGGCGGCAGACUGUUACCGUCAGGACUGUAUACCUGCUGACGGUGUGGCAAGGCCUUUACUGGCCGUCAACCGUCAGCUUCCCGGCCCGGCUAUACAGGUGUGUGAGGGAGACCGGGUGGUAGUGGAUGUGUUCAAUGAUCAGCUGUCAGACACAGAGACCAUCCACUGGCAUGGUCAUCACAUGCGACGCUUCCAGUACUACGACGGUGUUCCAUUCAUCACACAGUGCCCCAUCCAGAAGUUCUUCCGCUAUGACUUCCUCGCUACCACACCUGGCACCCACUGGUGGCACUCUCAUACCGGAGUUCACCGCGCUGAGGGAGUGUUUGGUGCCUUUGUGGUACGCCAGACACAGGACCUUUAUCUUGAUACCUACGAUGUUGACAGUCCUGAUCAUGUCCUCGUCCUCCAGGAUUGGCUCCACAAGUCAGCUCUGGAUAAAUUCUCUGGGCGUCACCACCACACUCAAGACGACUUUGCUAGCGCCAUCCUCAUCAACGGCAAGGGCAGGAACUACACUAAUCAGGAUGAGGAUGGUGAAGUGACAACUCCGCUGGAGGUGGUGACGGUGACGCCAGGGCUACGUUAUCGUCUGCGUCUUAUCUACGCCGGGGGACUGAACUGUCCCUUGGUCGUCUCCGUCGACGAUCACAGACUUACCAUCAUUGCAACCGACGGCCAGAACAUCGUCCCAGUCACUACUGACUCUCUUGUUAUGUAUUCAGGUGAAAGAUUCGACGUGGUGCUGGAGGCCUUCCAACUGGUCGACAACUACUGGAUCAGGGUGAAUGGCCUUAUCGACUGCGAACAGAACCAGUGCGUGCAAGGAGCGGUGUUGCAUUACGAAGGUGCCCCAGAGAGAUACCCAACUUCCCCUCUCUUCUAUAACCCCAACUACCCACCAGGAGCUGUGGUCAAUCCUCUCAACUCUGGAGGAGCUUCCGUGGAGGAGAUGACUAUGGUCGAACUGGACGCUCUCAAUCCCAGCAUCUUGAGAGAGGAGGUUGACAGGCAAUUCUUCCUCGCCUUCAACUUCAAUCAGAUCAAUAACACUUUGUUAUACAACCCUGGUUUCUAUCCCUACAACGGAGUCUCGGAUGAGUGGCAGAUCAACACACCACAGAUUAAUCACAUAUCUUUCAUGUCUCCAUCGUCACCUCCGCUUUCUCAGCCGCUGGACCAGCAGGCCUUCUGUUGCUACGACCAGGAGCCACCAUGUGAUGGGGACUACUGCAGCUGCACGUACGUCUUGGAGGUGGCACUGGGGGAGACGGUGGAGAUGGUGUUGGUGGACGAGGGCACCAUUGGUGACGAGAAUCAUCCUUUCCACCUUCACGGCUACAACUUCCACGUUGUUGCCAUGGAGCGCCUCGGCAGUGAGACAACAGUUGAAGAGGUCAAGGCUCUGGACGCCGCCGGAGGCAUUAGGCGUAAGCUGAAGAACGCCGUUAAGAAGGACACAGUAACCAUCCCUGACGGAGGCUACACCAUCGUCAGAUUCACUGCUGACAACCCUGGUUGGUGGCUGAUGCACUGCCACCUUAAUUUCCACUCGGAGCUCGGCAUGGUCGCCGUGCUGCAUGUUGGUCAAACUAGCGACCUGCCUCCUGUCCCUCAAGGUUUUCCAAAGUGUGGUAACUUCGCACCAGAUCUGUGAGGUUACCUGUCCUAAAAUAAACCACCACCACCUUCCCUUGCAUGUCAGAAGAAUUGAUAGGGAACAGCGUAGUAAAGAAAGCAAAUGCCAGACUGAAGUUCCUUUACAGACAAGCACAGUGUCUACCUACUGAGGCUCGCGGGACUCUAUGUCUAGCCCUUAUACAUUGUCAUAUGGACUACGCUUGCUCUUCAUGGUACUCUGCCUUGAUAGACUGCAGAGAUAGACUGCAAAUCACCCAGAACAAAAUGGUAAGAUUCAUUGGAACCAAAGCAAUCAUAGUACUAGGGGGAGAGAGCACAACUUUUUAGUACCCACAGUCAAUUGCCAGGCUUCAAACACCUUUUAUUGUACAGGAAUAUAGGAAUGGAGCAGACUGCCUGCACAUGUCAAAGCCAGUCAUAGCAUGAACCAGUUCUAAUGAAUGUAGCGACAAAAAAGGAGGAGAAUGAUUUUUUAUUUUUUUUUAGCUAACACACAUUACCUUAUUCCUAGAAUAUAUUUUUAGAGUAUAAUAAUAAGAUAUUAUCUCCUUUAUAGUAUAAUAAUAAGGUAUUAAAAGGACCCCAAUGGAAAUAAUGCUGCUGUGUACGAUAAUAUAUGUAACCGUAUUGUGUAUACCUAAAUAAACUUACAUUCUUUCAUGCCAGCAAAUGUAUUCUCUUAUCUCUGGAGGCUCUUGCAUUUCCAUAUCAUCCUGAAGGCCCUCAUUAUUUCUAGUUUGUAGUGAUGGAUAAGACAUGGGCAACACUAGGCAAUAUACCUUAUUUUUGCACAUGUGUCUUAUUCAUAAAGUUGUCGGUAUUUUGUGCCAUCAGUAAUAUAAACUUUGUAAUAUUUAUAUCCAAUGGUUUACUGAUUCUUAGUUUUUGCUAGCGCGUCGGUCGGGAGUUUAAUGACUCUCUGAUCGCGGGUUCUAUCCCCGCCCGUGGUAUGGUUUUUUCAUGAGCCCUUAUUGUGCCCCCUGAAUGGGGCCCAAUGUUUAUAGUGUAUAUUUAUGUAUAUUUGAUGUAUAUUAUCUUUCAUGUAAUUAUAUAUUGCUGAUAUUUUUAUUAAUAACUAAAAUAAAAAUAUCUUGCUUUAUACUGUUAUUUGACUUAGCUAUGUCAUUAGGUAGGAUGUAACAUUUACACUUCACCGUGCUCACUGUUUGGGAGUUGUGGUUGGCUGUCCGCCAUCGCAAACUGCCUUUCUAACUAUCGCUCGCUUGUUUUGUGUCAGGCUGCACCUCGCACUAUUGCUGAGUAGCACGGGCAAGUCACGUGAUCUCACCUGAUUUGAGGCCUGUAGUCGAGAAAUCUUUCUCUCUCCAUAGCUGGUCAUCGCUCGACCACUACCUCUCUCUCUCCAUUUAUCCACGGAACUCUCUCGUCUUUGGCUGUUUGUUCGUUAUUUAGACUUGGUAGAGUAAGAUUUCGUUGGUGAGCCGAAACACACUUCGUGUAUCUCUGUGUAACUCUGUUCAUAGAGCAUAGUUCAGAAUCAUUAAUUUUUGACGUUAUACUGAGGUGUGUCGUACGGACACUCUAAGUCUACUCAGGUCCCAAGCUAAAGCUUCUGACCUAGUUUGUGUGGCAUCUACGCACCGUCGUAGUCGGGGAUUUGGUUAUGCUGAACUUAGAUUCAGUAUUAAGGGUGUUUUACGACUUUCAUGGAGGAUCUGCUGAUGAUUCCCAAUUAGGGUCGUUAUUUUGUCUCCUUGUUCCUGACUACUGCUGCUUGUUACGUUAUUACUGUUGGCGAAUGAUUCGUCAUAUUGUUCAAGCAAGCGGUGUUAAUAGCCUAGUUGGUCAAGAAGAUAGAUUAUUUGAGGACCUUUAGUCAGUCACUGUUUAUGUCUAACUCAAGUCGAAUCUUACUGAGACAUAACGAGCACUUUGAGCACACACGCACACAUUUACACACACACUUGUAUAUACUAGUAAUUUUAUAAUUGAUGAUAACGUACCAGACGGUACUUAAGAGUCGUACUGUUACGAAAUGUGCCUUCAGCACUUUACUACUAUAUGUACAAUUUAACUUUACACUACAAGAGAAGUGUAGGAUCUUACAUCCUAAAUUAUAUCAAAUUCCUUUACUUUCAUUUUGUCCAUCUAGACAACCCUGUUAAUAAACUUCUCAAUUUUUA